CACGCUUGAAGUUCCACGCCUGCUGCUUCUUCUCCAUCGAGGUCCACUUCGCAGAGAGAGAGAGAUGGAGAAAUCUCAGAUCUGCUUCGGUUUCGGAACCCUAACCCUAACCCUAACAGCAAUCCUAGCGCUCUUCCUUGUUCCUUCGUUGGCUGAUGAUGUCGUCGUGCUUACGGAGUCCAAUUUCGAGUCGGAGGUCAGUCAGGAUCGUGGCGCUCUUGUCGAGUUCUACGCCCCUUGGUGUGGACACUGCAAGAAGCUUGCACCCGAGUAUGAGAAGCUUGGCUCAAGCUUUAAGAAGGCUAAGUCUGUUCUGAUUGGCAAGGUGGACUGUGAUGAGCACAAGGGCUUAUGUAGCAAGUACGGUGUUUCUGGAUACCCCACAAUCCAAUGGUUUCCGAAAGGUUCUUUGGAACCUAAAAAGUAUGAAGGCCCACGAACUGCAGAAGCACUUGCUGAGUUUGUAAAUACCGAAGGAGGGACAAAUGUGAAACUGGCAACUAUACCUUCCAAUGUGGUAAUAUUGAAUGAAGAGAAUUUCAAUCAGGUUGUCUUGGAUGAAACUAAAGAUGUCCUUGUGGAAUUCUAUGCGCCAUGGUGUGGUCAUUGCAAAAGUCUUGCUCCCACAUACGAAAAAGUUGCUAAUGUUUACAAAUUAGAUGAGGGUGUGGUGAUUGCUAACCUUGAUGCUGACAAACACAAGGAUUUGGCUGAAAAGUAUGGAGUUAGUGGCUAUCCAACUUUGAAGUUUUUCCCAAAGAACAAUAAAGCUGGUGAAGACUAUGAUGGUGGCCGAGAUGUAGAUGAUUUUGUCAAAUUUAUCAAUGAGAAAUGUGGAACCAGCCGUGAUGCAAAAGGCCAGCUUACCUCCCAAGCUGGUGUUGUAGAAAGCUUAGAUGCAUUGGUCAAAGAAUUUGUUGCUGCGGCUAAUGAUGAGCGUAAGGCAAUUCUGUCUCGGAUUGAAGAGGAAGUUGAGAAACUUGAGGGUUCAUCUGCCAGGUAUGGAAAAAUAUAUACUAAAGCUGCAAAGAGCUGCAUUGAGAAAGGCACAGAUUACGCCAAGAAUGAAAUUGAACGGCUCAAGCGCAUGCUAGAGAAGUCUAUUAGCCCUUCUAAGGCAGAUGAGUUCAUCAUCAAGAAGAAUAUCCUCUCAACUUUUGUCGCUUGAAUUCAGAUAAAUUUCACUUAUUUAAACUGAGUUAUGAGAACAUGUCGAUAAAGUUCACUUAUUUAAACUGAGUUAUGAGAACACGUCGCGAUUAGAUUCAGAUUCAGUUUUUAUUUUUAAUUUUUUUAUGUAACAAGUGGUUUUGAUCAGGGCCUACAUUUAUGUUCCACUCUGCAUUUGAUAUAAAGUUUUGAGAAUCUAAAUUUUGUUUGGUGA
Molecule: messenger RNA, 1384 nt
Organism: Dioscorea cayenensis subsp. rotundata (Guinea yam)
Lineage: Eukaryota; Viridiplantae; Streptophyta; Magnoliopsida; Dioscoreales; Dioscoreaceae
Product: protein disulfide-isomerase like 2-1-like
Biological process (GO): protein folding
Cellular component (GO): endoplasmic reticulum
Molecular function (GO): protein disulfide isomerase activity
Source: RefSeq, a predicted model, not a curated record